AUGGGGUGCUUCACCUUUAUCAAGGUUAUGAUGAUCCUUUUCAACCUGGCCAUAUUUCUCAGUGGUGGGACCCUCCUGGGAGUUGGUGUCUGGGUCACAGUGGAUGAAAAGUCAUUCCUGGAUGUAUUUGGGGCGCUCUCCUCUAGCGUCCUGCAUGUUGUGAAUGUGAGCUACUUCCUCAUCGUCAUUGGUGCCAUCCUGCUGGUGAUUGGGUUCCUCGGGUGCUGUAGUGCCCAGAAAGAGAGCAAGUGUCUCCUGAUGGUGUUCUUCUCAGUGAUGCUGAUCAUCUUCAUUGCUGAAAUUGCUGCUGCUGUGGUGACCUUGGUCUACACAAAUAUUGCAGAAACGCUGCUGAAGUCUGUGGUGACCCCUCUCCUUCAGAAGAAGUAUGGCAGUGAUCCAAUUCUCUCAGAGAACUGGAAUGAGACCAUGAAAGAGCUCAAAUGCUGUGGCCUGAAUAACUACACAGACUUCACCGACUCCCCCUGGUAUAAGGAGCACAACAGCACCUUCCCGACCACCUGCUGUGAGGACCUGCAGCCCUGCACCUCUGUCCUGGCUGCACAGAAAAAUGUCACGGGUUGUUUCAAGCAGAUUGUGCAAGAAAUAAAGACUCAUGGAGGUGUGGCAGGUGGUGUGGCAGCUGGCAUUGCUGCCCUGGAGGUUGCAGCCAUGGUGGUUUCCAUGUACCUGUACUGCCAGCUGGAUCAGAAGUGA
Messenger RNA from Chaetura pelagica (chimney swift), 717 nucleotides. It is a transcript of the gene TSPAN1, whose product is annotated as tetraspanin 1. The coding region runs from base 1 to 717 and encodes 238 amino acids. The record is from RefSeq and is a predicted model, not a curated record. NCBI's taxonomy places the organism in Eukaryota, Metazoa, Chordata, Aves, Apodiformes, Apodidae. Gene Ontology annotation, cellular component: membrane. The transcript has 7 exons.